Molecule: messenger RNA, 1831 nt
Organism: Clupea harengus (Atlantic herring)
Lineage: Eukaryota; Metazoa; Chordata; Actinopteri; Clupeiformes; Clupeidae
Gene: grem1b
Product: gremlin 1b
Biological process (GO): animal organ morphogenesis
Molecular function (GO): BMP binding; receptor ligand activity
Source: RefSeq, a predicted model, not a curated record
AAUUCAAAAACUGCGCCCUUCAGAACCACGGAAUCCAGUUUCCAUUAAAUCAAUUUCAGCACUCAUACACCCUCCCUUUAGAUAGUGCGCUGCCGUCUGCUCCCUACAAGUAGAUUCGGGAAGUGUCGGGUGGGCGGAUAGUUUUGAUUUUCCUUACAUCGUGCCUAGCCAAUAAUGUGGGGGAACUGUUGUGCACAUCUCAGCUGGCAGACAUUUAAAAAGGAGACAGUCCGGCGCUGUUGCAAUUUGUAUUAAAAACCCAACCUCUCUUUCUAUGGAACCGUUAGAAGCUUCAGACUCUCUCCGUGGCUUACUCCUGUCCGGUCCUCUGUGUUAGCAACUCUCUCCGCGGUUUGCCUUGGACGGAACACAGCAAACCGUUAUAUUUUUAGCAUUUCGACUACUUGACAGAAUGAUGGCAUCCGCACGUGUCCUCUGCAGCAUGAUUUUCGUCGUGGGGCUUCUCUCCUAUCCAGCGGAUUCCAAACGGAACCGAGGAUCCCAAGGUGCCAUCCCUCAUCCUGACAAAAACAACCCAAACGAAUCAGAGCAGCAACCUCAGACACCGCAGGCGGGCUCUGGCUCCCAGGGACGGAGAAAGGGCCCCCAUUUAUCCGCCGACGAAGUGCUGGAGUCCAGCCAAGAGGCGCUACAUGUCACCGAACGCAGAUACCUCAAACUCGACUGGUGCAAGACCCAACCGCUGAAGCAAACCAUCCACGAGGAAGGCUGCAUCAGCCGCACCAUUAUUAAUAGGUUCUGCUACGGACAGUGCAAUUCAUUUUACAUUCCUAGACAUGUCCGCAAAGAAGAGGGAGCCUUUCAGUCAUGUUCUUUCUGUAAACCAAAGCGAUUUACCACCAUGACUCUAACUUUGAAUUGCCCGGACCAGCAGCCGCCCACCAAAAAGAAGCGCGUGCAGCGCGUAAAGCAGUGUCGCUGCAUCUCUAUAGACCUGGACUAACGCUGAUGCCUCGGUACACCAAGCAAGCACGGGGUUUCAGAGAGAAACAUUCAGAGACGAUCUUGUCUAAACUGAAACCUUAAUACAAUGGCAGAGAAGGAGACUGGUUUCAUACUCACGCGAUAGAAAAUCAUGUUCACUAUAGUUUUCUCUCCAGACGCAGUUUUACGUCCACUAAUUCACUUGGCACUUCAAUAUCCGGAUGGACACAGCAAGUAACACAUAGACACAAAAUGACAGACAGACCGACACAUCUUUAACUCACGUUCACUCUGGGAUGCAUUAAAAGUUGGGUCAAUUGCAUCAUGGAAGCCAAAGGAGACUAUGUUAUGGUCUGUCGGUGAAAACAGCCAAACACGUUGGGGGUAGCCUUAAAAGACAACUUAUUGGCCUCUCAGACUUACUGUGGCGUGGUCUCUCCCUCUCUACCCUCCUCUGAAAUGAAUUUACUGCUUAUGAUUUCCACUAUGUGGAAUUGGAGAAACAGUAUGGCGAUUUUAUUUAAUAUCUGGGACACAUAUAAGAAUGUUUAAACGAAUUUCUCGGAAUCUCCAUUGCCCAAUUAUAUUGCCAGAUUAUUGUGCAAUUAUAGCCUAUAGCCUCUUCGGAUCGGUAUUUAUGGAAUGGAAAUCUAAAUGCAACCACCAUUAGUUUGGCUAUACGAGAAAAAGCAACAUGUGCUGGUGUCUCUUCCUUAAUUUUGUUUUCUAAAGUUGUACAGAAUGUUUAUAAUGUUGUAGAUAGCACGGUUUAUUGUGUUUAUUAUAUGGUAAUCACAUAUAUUGUUGUAAUGCACAACAGGAUUGCUGUUUAUUCGAUGCUAAUGAAAAUACAGCAAUAAAACGGAAAACGUAUUUCGCUCUACCA